AUGGCAGCCAGCGACUCUGGGUCGGAUGACUCACUUUAUCCUAUUGCAGUACUAAUAGAUGAGUUAAAAAAUGAAGAUGUUCAACUGAGAUUGAAUUCUAUCAAGAAACUUUCAACAAUAGCACUUGCUCUAGGCGUCGAGAGAACUAGAUCUGAGCUGAUCCCGUUUCUGACGGAAACGAUUUAUGAUGAAGACGAAGUACUCCUAGCUCUUGCUGAACAACUAGGAAACUUCAUAAACCUCGUGGGUGGUUGUGAAUACGCCCACUGCUUACUUCCACCCCUGGAAACACUUGCUACUGUUGAGGAGACUGUUGUUCGUGAUAAAGCUGUGGCUUCAUUGAGAGCGGUGUCGGCUCACCACUCACCUCAAGCCCUGGAGCAGCACUUUGUACCAUUGGUUCAACGUCUGACUGGCGGAGACUGGUUCACUUCUAGGGCGUCUGCAUGUGGCCUAUUCAGUGUCUGCUACCCCCGUGUAUCGGCCCCUGUGAAGGCAGAGCUCCGUGAGAACUUCCGCUCGCUAUGUCAGGACGAUACUCCGAUGGUCCGCCGCGCUGCCGCCUACAAGCUGGGCGAGUUCGCGAGGGUGGUUGAAGUCGAGUAUGUGAAGAGCGACCUCAUACCCAUGUUCGUUACUCUGGCUCAGGACGAGCAGGACUCGGUGCGGCUGCUGGCGGCCGAGGCGUGCGCCGCCGUGGCCGCGCUGCUGCCGCCCGAGGACAUGGAGCAGCUCGUCAUGCCCACCGUGCGCGAGCGCGCCGGCGACUCCUCCUGGCGCGUGCGCUACAUGGUGGCCGAGAAGUUUGUGGAACUCCAACAAGCAGUGGGCCCCGAACUAGCUCGUACAGACUUAGCACAGAUAUUCCAGGCUUUGUUAAAGGACACUGAAGCUGAAGUACGAGCUGCGGCCGCUGAGAAAGUAAAGGACUUCUGCAUGAACCUCGACAAAGCCCACCAGGAACAAAUCAUCAUGACCAUGAUACUGCCACAGAUCAAAGACUUGGUCUGUGACCCUAACCAGCAUGUGAAAUCUGCCCUUGCCUCCAUAAUCAUGGGACUGAGCCCCAUCGUCGGUAGACAGAACACCAUCGAACACCUCCUGCCCCUUUUCCUUACACAAUUAAAAGAUGAAUGCCCUGAAGUCCGACUGAACAUUAUAUCAAACCUUGAAUGUGUAAAUGAAGUAAUCGGUAUACAGCAACUAGUACAAUCCCUUUUGCCUGCAAUUGUAGAGCUCGCUGAAGACACGAAAUGGAGAGUCCGUCUCGCAAUCAUCGAACAUAUGCCACUUUUAGCCGGCCAACUGGGACAAGAAUUCUUUGAUGAAAAACUCACCGGCCUCUGUAUGUCCUGGCUUAUUGACCAUGUAUAUGCUAUCCGUGAAGCGGCAACAUUGAAUCUAAAGAAACUCGUCGAACAGUAUGGAGCAUCAUGGGCUGAAACAAAUGUUAUACCAAAAGUAUUAGCAAUGUCCCGCGAACAGAACUAUUUGCACCGAAUGACGUAUCUGUUCUGCAUCAAUGUACUGUCAGAGGUCUGCGGCAAGGAUAUAACGACAAGAGUACUUCUGCCAACAGUUUUGUCGAUGGCCGAUGACAAUGUUGCCAAUGUUAGGUUCAAUGUUGCUAAAACCCUACAAAAGAUGGCGCCAUAUUUAGAUCCCGCUGUGAUUCAGCCUCAAGUCAAGCCAGUUUUGGAGAAAUUAAAUGUUGAUCCAGAUGUCGAUGUGAAAUACUUCGCCUCAGAAGCAAUCGCCGGUAUAGCUGGUUAAUUUUUCUCACCGUAACUUUUCUAUUUUGUAUUUAUUCCAAGCGAUCGUUACACGAAGACCUGUGUUACUGUUUACCAGCGCGUAUUGUUUUCAUUCCAGUGUUAAACUCAAUAGACAACACUUCAGGCGGCAUUUAAUUUGCACAUAUUGAAAUUGUAAACAAAUUUAAUAUAGAUAAUAAAAUCCA
Molecule: messenger RNA, 1960 nt
Organism: Melitaea cinxia (Glanville fritillary)
Lineage: Eukaryota; Metazoa; Arthropoda; Insecta; Lepidoptera; Nymphalidae
Gene: Pp2A-29B
Product: serine/threonine-protein phosphatase PP2A 65 kDa regulatory subunit
Exons: 6
Coding region: 1-1773 (590 amino acids)
Biological process (GO): protein dephosphorylation
Cellular component (GO): protein phosphatase type 2A complex; cytoplasm
Molecular function (GO): protein phosphatase regulator activity; protein binding
Source: RefSeq, a predicted model, not a curated record